GUAAACCCUUCAAAACUCAAAAGGCUUAUUCUCAAGACUUCUCUCAAAACAACACCACAAUGGGUUUUCGUCUACCUGGCAUCAGAAAGGCACUAUAUGCAGCAAAUCAAGCAUCUUCAAAAGCGGUGGAUGCCCCAAAGGGCUAUCUCGCAGUCUAUGUCGGGGAGAAAAUGAAGCGAUUUGUGAUCCCAGUAUCAUACUUGAACCAACCUCUAUUCCAAGACUUGUUGAGUCAAGGUGAGGAAGAAUUUGGAUAUUACCAUCCAAUGGGUGGUCUCACAAUUCCUUGCAACGAAGAUGUCUUCCAACGCAUAACUUCUGGCUUGAAUUCAAAAUAAAU
Molecule: messenger RNA, 340 nt
Organism: Vigna umbellata (rice bean)
Lineage: Eukaryota; Viridiplantae; Streptophyta; Magnoliopsida; Fabales; Fabaceae
Product: auxin-induced protein 6B-like
Biological process (GO): response to auxin
Source: RefSeq, a predicted model, not a curated record